Cotesia glomerata is the source of this 1112-nucleotide messenger RNA. RefSeq lists its product as uncharacterized. The coding region runs from base 458 to 1096 and encodes 212 amino acids. Lineage: Eukaryota; Metazoa; Arthropoda; Insecta; Hymenoptera; Braconidae. The record is from RefSeq and is a predicted model, not a curated record. The transcript is spliced from 4 exons.
UAUUAUUUCAGAUUACAAUAUUAUUAUUUUAAUUGUUCUAUACUAUAAAAAAAUAAAAUAAAUUUUAUUAACUCUGUGAGAUAUUUUCUCAUCGCAAUAGUAAAGUAGGGGGGUCAGAAUUUAAAAAAUCGGGUCUGAUCGGUACAGUUCGGAGGUUCCCGUAAGAGUGCAUUUGUGUUUGGAUGUAUUAUUAUUAAAUAUUAUUUUUAAAUAAGUCAAUUUUUUUUGUUUUAAGAAAUUUAUUUUAUUUAAGAUUUUUUAAAUUAAAGGGACUAUAAGCAUGCGUGCGCUUCCACAUAAGGCGUGAGAGUUUUUCUCAUCGCGCGAGUAAUGAUAGUAAAUCGUUUUGCGAGAGUGCUGAAGGGUUAAAGUGGUUCCUAGAAAACCUGCAUUUCGCCAGUUGCUGACAAUUUUAGGAUUGGUUCAGGAUUCAGUUAUACCUCUUUGUUGGGUUUUAAUGCAAAAAAAACAUACUUCAGCAUAUGAGUCGGUACUCACAUAUUUUUUUAUUAAUUUGGCUCCACAUUUGCAUCCAUUAGCAAUAAACACUGACUUUGAACGUGCUCUCGGUACGGCAAUUGAGAGAAUCUAUCCUGGAGUAACUCAUACUCGAUGUUAUUUUCACCUAUGUCAGGCGGUUAUGAAAAGAGUAAAGAAGUUAAAACUUCUAAAUGGAAUCUAUGAAAACGAUGCGCGUCGAUUAUUUCUACAAAAAUUAUUAGUACUGCCUCUACUACCAGCUGAAGAUAUUGAAUUAGCAUUUUACUGGAUUGUUAGUACGACUGUGCCAGUUAUUUUAAUAUAUUUUAAAAAGCUGCUGAAGUACUUUCAUAGUCAAUGGAUAAGAAGAACAAGACCGGAGCUUUAUUCUGUUUUUCUUCGAAUUUUUCGAACUAACAACUUCUCUGAAGCCUAUAAUAAAGUGUUGAAUAUCCGAUUCGGUACUCAUCCAAAUAUUUGGGAUUUCACAGAAAAAAUUUUAAUUUUGCAGGAAUUAAAGCAUACAGAGUAUGCAUCUUUACAAAUUAGAAAUCAAGUAACGGAACACUCUAGAAGACGUGAGACCUUGAAAAACGAAAUCAUCCAUCGCGCUUAGGAUUUAUAUCAAAAUA